Sander lucioperca (pikeperch) is the source of this 2091-nucleotide messenger RNA. RefSeq names its product B-cell receptor CD22-like. The transcript is spliced from 11 exons. The record is from RefSeq and is a predicted model, not a curated record. NCBI's taxonomy places the organism in Eukaryota, Metazoa, Chordata, Actinopteri, Perciformes, Percidae. The coding region runs from base 69 to 2030 and encodes 653 amino acids.
GCUACACAUACCCAUACAGAUGGAAAGGCAGUGUUACUACAGUUGAGAAAACAUUAUGGUUUACUAAAAUGAAUUAUUAUCAACCUGUAGAUCUGAAAACAGACUCAGAAUAUUCAGGUCGUGUGCAGUACAGUUAUAAAAACAAGGACUGCACUCUGAGAAUCUCAGACCUGAGAGAGAGAGACUCAGCUGUGUACAAGUUCAUGUUCACAACAAACCAAGAAGGUGGAAGAUAUAUCAGUUCACCUGGAGUCACUUUGUCUGUCACAGCAGCUCUGCAGGUGCAGGUGAUCAGAGUCUAUCAGUCUCAGACCAAGGCAGAGCUGAAGUGUCACAGCAGCUGCAGUCCAGCUGGUCGUCUCUCCUACGUCUGGUUCAAGAACAGAGAACACAUUACCUGGGUGGAGACAUCUACUUAUACAACCUGGUUUAAUCCCACAGACGUCUUCUCCUGUGCGUUGAAAGGACAUGAGAAGUUCCCCUCUCCUUCAGUGUUGAUACAGGGUCAGGAUGGCUGGGGGGUAACUUCCACCUCUACUCCGAUCUGUGCUUUUAAAGGAUCAACAGUGAACAUACACUGCAGCUACACAUACCCAUCCUGGUGGAAAGGCAGUGUUACUACAGUUGAGAGAACAUUAUGGUUUACUAAAAUGAAUUAUUAUCAACCUGUAGAUCUGACAACCGACUCAGAAUAUUCAGGUCGUGUGCAGCACAGUUCUAAUGACAAGGACUGCACUCUGAGAAUCUCAGACCUGAGAGAGAGAGACUCAGCUGUGUACAAGUUCAGGUUCACAACAAACCAAGAAGGUGGAAGAUAUAUCACUUCACCUGGAGUCACUUUGUCUGUCACAGCUCUGCAGGUGCAGGUGAUCAGAGUCUAUCAGUCUCAGACCUAUGUAGAUCUGAAGUGUCACAGCAGCUGCAGUCCAGCUGGUCGUCUCUCCUACGUCUGGUUCAAGAACAGAGAACACAUUACCUGGGUGGAGACAUCUACUUAUACAACCUGGUUUAAUCUCACAGACGUCUUCUCCUGUGCGUUGAAAGGACAUGAGAAGUUCCCCUCUCCUUCAGUGUAUGGUCCAAAGCUUCCCUCUGUGUCAGUGAGUCCCUCUGCUGAGAUAGUGGAGGGCAGUUCAGUGACUCUGACCUGUAGCAGUGAUGCUAACCCAGCAGCUAACUACACCUGGUACAAGGAGAACCAAACACUGCCUCAUGGACAACAAGGCAUCUACCAUUUCACCUCCAUCAGCUCUGAGGACAGAGGGAACUACUACUGCAAGUCUGAGAAUCAGCACGGACACAUCAACUCUACAUCUCUAUUUAUAGAUGUCCAGUAUGGUCCAAAGCUUCCCUCUGUGUCAGUGAGUCCCUCUGCUGAGAUAGUGGAGGGCAGUUCAGUGAAUCUGACCUGUAGCAGUGAUGCUAACCCAGCAGCUAAAUACACCUGGUACAAGGAGAAUGAAGACUCACCAAAAGCAUCAGGACAGAUCUUCACCAUCACUGAUGUUAGACCUGAACACAGUGGGAAUUAUUACUGUGAAGCCCAGAACAGAAGAGGACGUCAGAGCUCCACCUUACAUCAGAUUUUUGUAGCAGGUUCUAUGAAAUCAGUAGCUGCUGGAUCCAUCACUGCUAUUUUCCUGGCUAUCAUAUUCCUCUGUGCCUUCCUAUUUAUUAGAAGAAAGAGGUCCUCGAAACGAACCACGGAGCCUGGAGAGAGACCAGACAACCAAGCUCAGGGUUCAGUGUAUGACAGCCCUUCAGCUCCAGUCCAGAGAACUCCAGCAGAGCAGCAGGACGACCUUUGCUAUGCCAGCGUGAGCUUCUCUAAAAACCAGGAAGAUGUUCUCUACUCCAACAUCAGGCUAGUUCAGCCCCACAGACACAAGGAGGAAGAGGAGGACGAGGAUGUGGAGUACACUGCUGUCAACUUUAAGAGUUCCAGUUCUACCACAGAAUCAGGAAAUCAAGAGGCUGUGGAGGAUUUAUCUGAACUGUACAGCACAGUCAGCAAACACCCAAGAGUUUGAACACAACACAAAUCUGUGGUCUCUUUAAAGGGCCGGGUUGGUAAUGUUGAAAAACUAGCAA